Molecule: messenger RNA, 1521 nt
Organism: Ruditapes philippinarum (Manila clam)
Lineage: Eukaryota; Metazoa; Mollusca; Bivalvia; Venerida; Veneridae
Exons: 7
Coding region: 16-1506 (496 amino acids)
Source: RefSeq, a predicted model, not a curated record
GCUUUUCAAUGUUAAAUGUCAAGUACAUGCUCACCAACUAAACAAAAUGCUCGUUUCAUUUCAGGUCCAAUAGUUGGUAGUUUAAACCUCCGGUACGGCAGCAGAACCGUUUGUUUUAUAGGCGGGUGUAUCGGAGCUAUAGGUCUUAUAUUAGCGUCUUUGUCUAAAAGUAUAGCUGUUUUCAUGUUAACGUUCGGUGUAAUUGUUGGACAAGUCGCCCCAUCCGAAAUAAUGCAGAACAAAACAUUUUGUGACCUCAAUAACGUGAAUAUUACUUGCGAUAGUAAUGAGAUAAUUGCCAUCGAAUCUCUGAACUUCUAUUAUCAUCCCGAUUGUUUAAAUAUGUGUUGUCGCUUUCAUAAUAACCACAGUAGUGUUGGAGCAGACGACAACGAUAUGCAGGAAAUUCGUCGCGAAUGUUCAGGAAGGCAAAGCUGCAGCGUAGACAAAGCUGGACCACGUUUUUUUGAAAUAGUUGGUAAUGAAACACCUUCCUACGCUGUACUGCAUUAUGCUUGUAUUCCAGGAAACAGGACCACGGCAAUCUGCAACAGUAAAGAACUGAAGUCUGACGGUUCAUUGUUGUAUCUAACGAACCGCAAUUACCCAUCUGUAACUACCGGCAGUGACACGUGCUCAUGUUCCAUCGAGGUCAACACGUGCACAUCAAAUGUCACUCUUUCUAUACUCGAUGUAGACCUGUACCUUGACCAUAGGACAUGUGACCAAAACAUUGAGCUAAGAGAUGGAAUGGGUGAAUUGUUGGAAAGGUUAGACUGUGGAGGCUACAACAACAGUUUUCCGGCAAGGGAGCUAAAGUCUCACUAUGUGAAAAUAGAUUUCAUUAACAACUCCACCCAAAAUCAAGAAGGCUUAUUUUUUAUUGGAUUUGCAGCUUCUGAAGAAAUUGCUUCGUUCAGUCUAAGUUGUCCUGCCAAGCAGCAAACUGUCUGUCUACAAUGUGAGGACACAAUCGAUAUUCCUCACGGAAAUGUGGUACCUCAUGACGUCACGAACAAAAGCGAGGGUGCCCUAGCAAACGUCACUUGUGACGUAGGAUACGAGCCAGACAAUCUCACUAUAACAUGCUUAGGGAAUGGAAAAUGGGAAAAUGCUACAUGUCGUCCGAAAGAUUGCGGAAAUGUAUCUGUUAUCGAAAACGGGAAAUAUAAAGUAGAAGACGAUACAACAUUUGGGGCCGUGGCAAUUGUGAUAUGUAACGAAGGAUACGAGUCCGACAAAAACAAUAUAACGUGCUUAGAGACCGGAUAUUGGUCUAGUUCGUCAUGUACUGCCAUACAUUGUAAAAGUGAUUACCAAAUUGAUAAUGGUAAAGUGUCAUCAGCUGAAACAACAGUUGGUGCGAUCGCCGUGGUAACGUGUAAUACAGGGUACACUGCGUCUUCUCUAAUUGUAGAAUGUCUAAGUACAGGGGAAUGGCAGGAUGCAACAUGCAAGAAAAAAGGUUUGUUGGGACUCGAACGUGUUUCUGCUUGCGGUAGAUGAGUGCGACACUACAAU